Trametes versicolor FP-101664 SS1 is the source of this 336-nucleotide messenger RNA. RefSeq lists its product as uncharacterized. The transcript has a single exon. The coding region runs from base 1 to 336 and encodes 111 amino acids. NCBI's taxonomy places the organism in Eukaryota, Fungi, Basidiomycota, Agaricomycetes, Polyporales, Polyporaceae. The record is from RefSeq and is a predicted model, not a curated record.
AUGCAACAACCGCACCCACAGGUGCUGCACACGGGACCACCGCGGUGGGACGGCCCUGGCAUGCCACCGAGUAUCUCGAACGACCCAUUCAGGAUAUAUCCUAACAUGGGUCCCCCGAUGAUGCCCGGCGGUGGAUAUCCCAUGCACCCGGGACCCAUGAUACAGGGGUACUCGGCGCCUCCAGGAGCUAUGGGUUAUACAUACUACCCUGGGCCCCAGGGGUAUGGACUAUACCCAUCUCAAGGGUACAGUAUGUCCCAGGCGCCCCAGACCACGUACGCCAAAUUGUUGUACGGCCCUGCAGUUAUGGGUGUCCCGGGCGGGUUAGGGUUAUGA